UAAGUCUAUUGUUUAUGUGAUGCACAAAAAGAUUGCGACACAUUUGCUAGCUUUUACACACUACCGGACCCUUCCUGACCAAACAGACCAAAAUAGCAACUCGAGGAAGCUGCCAGUCAAACAUAACAUUUUUGUGAAGCAGUUUCUUCCUUAGACAGCAAGGGAAUUCUUUUAGGAUGCGGCGACAUCUGAGUACACCAUUCACCAUGGGUCUUUAUAAUAGACGUCCUGAUCGUGAAAGACUACUAGCCACCUCUCGAAGUGAUGAUGCACCGCCAGCAUACAGUGAGGUGGUUCCGAGCGCUCCACCACUGCAGUAUCACAGUCCGACGCAAGGAGGCGUACCGCCCUACACAGGACUACCACAACGAGCAGGUUAUAAUGCAGGGACCGCCCCAUACCCGGCCGGAAACCCCAAAGUUAUCGUGCUGAGAGAUGACGACCGCGGUGAGAGGCCCAUGGCCACGUGCUGCCCCAUCUGCCGCAGGAACGUCAUCACCCGCGUGUCGCACCAGGAGGGAGGGGUGAACGAAGGGCUGAUCUGUAUGACAUCUGUGCUGGGAUGCUUUUUCUGGCCAAUCUGCUUGCUGUUGCCCUUCUGCUUGUUGUGUGACAGAGAAAGUACCGCUGUACACUAUUGCCCGAUGUGUCACUCAAAGAUAGCUGAGUAUGAACUGUGACCAUGUUGUGUACCUUGAAACCUUCAGCUGAAACGCACAGUUGUCUCUGUGACAGUUAGGAUCUUUUCAUCGAUGGUCGAUGGUCAGUCCUCAGGGAUGUAUUCCACUAGCACACUAUGAUGGUUAUGGUCCUACAACGCAAACUGGAUCAUGGAGAAGUUGUAUGGAUGCCUAGCUGAUUUUAAUGUGUGUACAACGAACUUUCACUUAUAUUGCUAGAAAGGCAACAUUUACAAGCAAAUACAUAAUGUUUACCUUGCGAUGGUCAAGUAUGAAAAAAAAAACUAAAUGCUUUGUUUUAUUUUAUUUUACUCUCCCUCUCUCUCACUCUCUCUCUCUCUCUCACAAACACACACAUGUAACUUUCUACUUAAUGGAAUCAUGGUAUAUGGGCAGGCUACACCUACCUAUGGUGGUCAAAUGCGCACGUGCAAUUAGCUCUCUGGACUCUCAUGAAUAAGCAGUGAAGGUUAUGAAUAUGAUUAUGAUUAUCGGACUUAUCGUAAAUUAUGAGAUCUAUGUAACAACUACCAUACCGUACAAAUACGGCACUACAUGUAGGUGUGUGCGAAUUAAUGCUCACAUAGUGGAGACAUAAAAAAAACUUCCUUUGAGCUGUGUAUACUCCAUGUAGUUUUAUUGAGCUGGACAUCUAAGCUAUUUGAUGGCGGAUAAGUGCAUACUGGACCAUUUCAAUAAACCUGGCAUCUUUCGA
This is a messenger RNA of Branchiostoma floridae (Florida lancelet), 1395 nucleotides long. RefSeq lists its product as uncharacterized. Lineage: Eukaryota; Metazoa; Chordata; Leptocardii; Amphioxiformes; Branchiostomatidae. The coding region runs from base 177 to 680 and encodes 167 amino acids. The transcript has 4 exons. Gene Ontology annotation, molecular function: zinc ion binding. The record is from RefSeq and is a predicted model, not a curated record.